GCGCCCCGGCGCCUUUCUGCUCGCGCGCGGCCGCGGGGCGGAAGGGGGUCGCGAGCGCCGCUGCUAAGGAGGCGGAGCGUUGCCGGGGUGACAGGAAACUGAGGGAAGGCGGGGGGCGCGCGUUCGUGUGUCGCGACUUAAGGCGGGGGAGGUGACGGUCGCGGUACUCGCUGCGUCCGCUAGUGCCCGCUGGGGUGCUGGAGGCCUCUCCUUGGGGCCCCUGCCGUGGGUCGGGGUCGCGGCGAUGCGGCCCGUAAGCUGAAGGGAGCCGGGGGUCUGCCGGCAUGGGAGAGGCGGAGAGCGGCCGCCGAGGCUGUGUGAGGUGGUGUUUCGGUACUGGUAAGUGUUUCGGAGCUGGAGAAGGCGAGGCUCGCACCCAGGGGUCACAGGGACGGCAGCGGAGGAAGCGCUUGGUGGGAAGGGAGCAGCACCAGUCUCUCGUUAGGCACUUUCGCAGUCGAAACGGCAGAUAGUGCCAUGGCCACCGCGGGGGGCUGCUGGUCGCUUUUAGUGAACCCGCUCCCUGUGCUCUCCUCGGAGAUGCGCUGUUUCCCCUCUGUAGCGGUGCAAACGUGGCCGUUGCCAUCGCAACUUGUGCCAUUCUCUCCGUGCAGUUCCCAGUCUCCCGGUUUCACUCGGCUGUUCUUGGGAGCCCUUCUGCACACAGUUUACACACGCACCGGGUCGCUGCCUUUAUUCAGCUUGUCGGGAGGAUAUCAAAAGCACUGAGCUCUGCUGAAAACGCAUUGGCAUCAGGAACAUGAACGGGAGGACUAGCACAAAGCAUCGUGCAACACAAGGACCUCUCUUGUCCUCAGACCCUCAGUGGGGUGUCUUGGAGCUGGGAGCGAGCUUAGUCAGCCAAAGACAAGAGUAAGGUGGUGCCUUGGGAUCCCUCGCUUGCUUGCACAGACACCCAGGCAAAGAUGUAGAUGACCAAGAGGUGUUUUCCCCUCCUGGCUUGGGAUUAAAUUUCUCAGUCACAGGCCAGGAAGUUUCUCUAAGGAAAUGGAUUCGUCUUCCCAAAAAUACCCAGUCAAAAAGCGAGUGAAAAUUCAUCCCAACACAGUAACAGUGAAAUAUACUUCUCAUUAUCCCCAGCCAGGAGAAGAAGGAUAUGAGGAUGUUAAUGAAGAUACUGCAGUAUUUAUGGAGGAUAAUCCUAAGAAAAGACUAUUGAAUGAUGGGAAAAAGAGAGAAAGGACUUUUUUUGGUACAAUAGACACCAAACUUCAGCCAGCACAACUGCUAAAACCCAACGAGAUGGGGCAAUCCCAGCAUUUUCCUGAAGGAAGUAUACUGCAGUCGAGGAAAACGUGGGUAGUCCUUUUUGGAUCUGCUGUGGCUCAUGGAUGCAUGGCUCUAAUAACAAGAUUAAUUUCUGAUCGUUCCAAAGUGCCAUCCCUAGAGUUAAUUUUCAUCCGCUCAGUCUUACAAGUGCUGUCCGUUACUGUUGUGUGUUACUACCAUGAGCCUCCCUUUGGCCCAAAAGGCUACAGACUCCGGCUCUUCUUCUAUGGGGUCUGCAAUGUUAUCUCUAUUACCUGUGCUUAUACCUCCUUCUCCAUAGUUCCCCCCAGCAAUGGGACCAUUAUGUGGAGGGCUACCACUACAGUGUUCAGUGCCAUUUUGGCUUUUUUACUCAUAGAUGAAGGGAUGUCAUACAUAGACCUUAUUACUGUAUUUGGCAGCGUGUUUGGUGUUUGUCUGGUCAUGAUACCCAAUAUUGUUAAGGAGGAAAACUCUUUGCUAAGCACGUGGAAGGAAGCUUUUGGCUAUACCAUGACUGUUAUGGCAGGCUUGACCACUGCUCUCUCCAUGAUAGUCUAUAGGUCAAUCAAAGAUAACAUCAGCAUGUGGACAGCACUAUUCACCUUUAGUUGGACAGGAACAGUAUGGGGAGCAUCCACCAUGUUCUUACUUCAAGAGCCAAUCGUCCCACUGGAUGGAGAAACCUGGAGCUAUCUCCUUGCCAUCUGCCUGUGCUCCACAGCAGCCUUCCUGGGGGUCUACUAUGCCCUAAGCAAGUUCCACCCUGCUUUGGUCAGCACCGUACAGCACCUGGAGAUAGUCAUUGCCAUGGUCCUGCAACUAGCUGUGUUGCGGAUCUUCCCGGGUGCUUAUGAUCUUGUCGGGGGAGCUGUUAUCUUGGUUAGUGUCUUCUUCCUUGCAUGUUACAAACUGUCCUGGAAGAAUUUAGGAAGGCAAGAUUAUCAGGAGAUUGUGGAUUCUUCCAUUAAAUGAACUGUGGUUUUGUCCUCUGAAUCUGGCUGUGUGACCACAUGGAAGUUAGUUAUGUCAGCUUUAGUGUCCUAGGGUCAUGUCUCCGUCUAGAGUGGCCAGGUCCUCUCUCUACUGUUUAAAUUCACAGCUGAUGUAGCAAUAUUGGUGUUUCCAGACUUCCAUGGCAGGUGAAUUUGUUCUAGCACAUACUACCACUGGCAUUCUGGCAUGUGAGGAAAGACUGUUUGUCCCCAGCACGCAAGGUGUGUGAGCAGGGAAUGCAGGCCAACCCUUGGGCAGGUUCCUCCUCACCUUCCCUGGAUAAGGAAACACAGAGACAGAGGGAUUCACUAGUGAUUCUCAUUCCUGUGUGAUGUGGUAGUAGAAAAAUGAAUAGUAAAGCCAUUAAAAUGGUGAACCAGAGUACUCAUCUCCUCUGUAACACUACUGCUUUGGCUGUAAUGCUCAAAGUGAUGCUGGUAUUUCUGUGGUUAAAACCUGCAUUUCCUGUGUGUAUAAAAAAUCAGUCAGUAAAGCUUUCUGUGCUUUGUGA
Molecule: messenger RNA, 2776 nt
Organism: Melopsittacus undulatus (budgerigar)
Lineage: Eukaryota; Metazoa; Chordata; Aves; Psittaciformes; Psittaculidae
Gene: SLC35G2
Product: solute carrier family 35 member G2
Exons: 4
Coding region: 1009-2244 (411 amino acids)
Cellular component (GO): plasma membrane
Source: RefSeq, a predicted model, not a curated record